UUGUGGGGUCAGCUACGUUGUGAGAAUGAAUCCAGUAAGCAGAGAGAGAAUCAGGUGGUGAUGGACUGAAUGUUUGUGUCCUCCCCACCGAAUUCACAUGUUGAAGUCCUGAUCCUCAAGGUGACUGAUGGUUUUAGGAGGCGGGACCUUUGGGAGGCAGAAGUACUCUUGCCGGUCUCAAACCAAUGAAGGUGCAAGCGCCACAGUAUAUGGUACUUUGCAAAGUGCUGUCAAAAGCAGAGCUGGAAAAUUCUUGACACCAUCGAGUGGCUUCCCCCCAGAAAUGGGACAAAAUAAUGGAGGCCUUCACGGCCGUGAUGAAGACCAUGGAUGAGUCUGUUGAGACCACAGUGUUCGACUAUGAGUAUUCACUGCCGUGUAUAAAAGUCAACAUCCAGCAGCUGGGAGCCCAGUUCUUGCCCCCGCUGUAUUCCCUGGUGUUUGUGGUUGGUCUGCUGGGCAAUGUGGUGGUGGUGGUGAUCCUCAUGAAAUACAAGAGGCUCUGGAUUAUGACCAACAUCUUCCUGCUCAAUUUGGCCAUUUCUGACUUGCUCUUUCUAUUCACCCUGGUGUUCUGGAUUCACUAUGCUGGGUGGAAUGAAUGGGUUUUUGGCUCUUCCAUGUGUAAGCUCCUCUCCGGGCUUUAUUACAUGGGCUUAUACAGUGAGAUCUUUUUCAUCAGCCUGCUGACCAUAGACCGGUACCUGGCCAUCGUCCAUGCCGUGUUUGCCCUUCGAGCCCGGACUGUCACUUUUGGUGUCAUCAUGAGUGUUCUCACCUGGGGCCUGGCGGGGCUAGCAGCCCUCCCUGAAUUUAUCUUCCAUGAGUCCCAAGAAGACGUCCAACAGUUUGUCUGCUUGCCUAUUUACCCAAAAAACCAAGAAGACAGAUGGAAGCGUUUCCAUGCUCUGAGAAUGAAUAUCCUGGGUCUCACUCUGCCUCUGCUCAUCAUGGUUGUCUGCUACUCUGGAAUUAUUAAAACCCUGCUGAGAUGCCCCAGUAAGAAAAAGUACAAGGCCAUCCGGCUCAUUUUUGUCAUCAUGGUGGUCUUUUUCAUUUUCUGGACACCCUACAACCUGGUCCUCUUCCUCACGGCUUUUCAAACGAUCUUCUUUGAAACCAGCUGUGAGCAGAGCAAACAGCUGGACGUGGCCAUGCAGGUGACGGAGGUGAUCGCCUACACGCACUGCUGCGUCAACCCCAUCAUCUACGCCUUCGUGGGGGAGAGGUUCCGGAAGCACCUCUGCCACUUCUUCCGCAGGCACGUGGCCACCUACCUGGGCAAAUACAUCCCAUUCUUUCCCAGCGAGAAGUCAGAGAGAGCCAGCUCGGUAUCCCCAUCAACAGGGGAGCAGGAAUUGUCAUUUGUAUUUUAAGACCGACGUGCUGGACCCAUGAAGCAAACGCAUUACGUCAAUCACAUUGUCCUCAACGCCGGCCCUUUAAACUUCUGGCUCAAUGCUGAAACUCUUAAAGACAUUAAAAUAUAUACACAAUGGUGUCAGUAUAUGUGGGUGGCCCAGGCAUUACCAGGGGUCGCUGGCCAGUCAGUUCACUUACUGUCGACCUCGAAAGACAGAGCUUUGCUUGGUUCUCUGAAGAGUUACAUACAUUGUAAUGUCCCCGAAUGUUAGAUAGUUACUACACGCAGCUACUAACAGGUAAAUCCUUUUAAAUUUAAACCUUAACGUCAGGCAGCUAUUGCAUAAAUGAAACAUAUUUCACAAAAUACAAUAUAUCAAUCACAAUGCUUUUAACGUGCCUAGCUCUCUCCUUGCUUGAUGAAAAGGCGCUUUUUUUCCCCCAGUGUCUAUGUACUCCCAAGCAGCAUAAUGGCAUGUCACCCUUGUUCCGAGAAUUCUUUUCUUUUUUUUUUUAAAGGAUUUUAUUUUUAAGUAAUCUCCACACCCAACGUGGGGCCUGAACUCACAACCCGGAGAUCAAGAGUUGCAUGCUCCACCUACUGAGCCAGCCAGGUGCCCCCCCCCCCCACCGCCAAGUAUGCUUAUUAGUGAAUGGAUUUCCUGUUUACACCAAAUGAUCAGAUUUCGUAUGAGCAACUCAAUAGAAGAAGAGUAAUUUGGUAUUUUCAGGAGAGAGAAUAAAGGCCUUGUUUGCAGAAACUUUUUGGAGCCCUGAAAUGUGCAAACACUGUCCUCUUAAAUACCAGGCUCAGCAUUCAUCCAACAACUGUGUAUUAGAUGAUACAGACAGGAUGCACCAACAUUGAUUUAAGUUAAGUGAAGGAUGCACAAAGUGUGUAAGAUAAACAUAAUCCUUGCCCUGUAAAACCUCCCAUCUGGUAGGGGGUGUGAGACAGAAACAGGUAACUCCAGAACAAAGAGAAACAUACUCAAUGCUCUGCCUGGGCCAGGAAGGGAGAGACCAUUUGUAGCUGGAAUCUGAAGGAGGAAGACUUCGUGGAGGAAGUGGCUUUUGAGCAGGUCUUUGGAAAAAAAAAAAGGCAGGAUUUGGAAAGGGAGGGGACUUGGGGGAAGCACAUGAAGCCAGUGGAAUGCCCAGUACAAAGGUGAGGGGGUAGGGCAUGAACAUGUGUGGAUAGGAGGGUGGGGUGGGCAGGUUGGGAUGGGCCAUGGAAUUGAGGCAAGCAUCUUGGGCUUUUUUGGGGAGGCAAAGGGAGCUACUGAAGGGUCUAGAGCAGGGGAGAAGAAUAAUCACCAUGGUGCAUUAGGAAGAUAAAUCCGGUAACACAGGAUGGAGUAGAGACCCCAGAACCAUGCAGGGAGUUAGUUAAAAGAGAAAGGCACGUGUGAGGCAAGGAGAGAUCAAUGGCUAAUAAAAGAGGUGCUGGAAGAACCAAGAGACAGCGUUGAAGGAAGAGUCAAAGUCCAGGGAACGAUAUGGAAUUGACUGAAAAAAAAAAAAAAGACAAAACAGGAUGUAUCCUAUGCUAAAAAAAUAAAUAAAAAAGAGA
Messenger RNA from Zalophus californianus (California sea lion), 2935 nucleotides. Its product is annotated as C-C chemokine receptor type 3. Bases 297 to 1376 code for a protein of 359 amino acids. NCBI's taxonomy places the organism in Eukaryota, Metazoa, Chordata, Mammalia, Carnivora, Otariidae. The record is from RefSeq and is a predicted model, not a curated record. The transcript is spliced from 3 exons. Gene Ontology annotation, cellular component: membrane; cytoplasm. Gene Ontology annotation, biological process: G protein-coupled receptor signaling pathway; inflammatory response; immune response. Gene Ontology annotation, molecular function: C-C chemokine receptor activity.